GCCAGUCAUAAAAAAUUAAAACGACCUUUUCCCUGUUUUGUAUAUAAACCCACUCCUACCCCAAAUUCAAAACUCACCAAAAUAGGAACCCUAACAAUUCCUUUUCGAUUUUUUUGAAUUUUAGGGGGAAAAUGUCGGGAAGAGGCAAAGGAGGAAAGGGAUUGGGAAAAGGAGGAGCCAAGAGACACAGGAAGGUGUUGAGAGAUAACAUUCAGGGAAUUACUAAACCUGCAAUUCGUCGUUUGGCUCGUAGAGGUGGAGUCAAGAGAAUCAGCGGAUUGAUUUACGAAGAAACUCGUGGUGUUUUGAAGAUAUUCUUGGAGAAUGUGAUUCGUGAUGCUGUUACUUACACUGAGCAUGCUAGGAGAAAGACUGUUACUGCCAUGGAUGUUGUUUAUGCUCUCAAGAGGCAAGGCCGUACCCUCUAUGGUUUCGGUGGUUAGGUUUGUUUAUAUUUCGAUGCUUAUCAGUAGACUCUUAAAGGGGCAUACUAAAUAUUUUGUAGGUGUGUGCUGUAAAUGUAAAAUUAAUGUUUUUGUGUUAUGAAAUGAAAACUUUAAACUUUGAAAUGGUUUAUUGAUUCUGAA
This is a messenger RNA of Amaranthus tricolor (Joseph's coat), 587 nucleotides long. Its product is annotated as histone H4. Gene Ontology annotation, biological process: nucleosome assembly. Gene Ontology annotation, molecular function: protein heterodimerization activity; structural constituent of chromatin; DNA binding. NCBI's taxonomy places the organism in Eukaryota, Viridiplantae, Streptophyta, Magnoliopsida, Caryophyllales, Amaranthaceae. The transcript has a single exon. The record is from RefSeq and is a predicted model, not a curated record. Gene Ontology annotation, cellular component: nucleosome. The coding region runs from base 132 to 443 and encodes 103 amino acids.